This is a messenger RNA of Mesorhabditis belari, 1239 nucleotides long. The record is from the annotation of a GenBank genome assembly. NCBI's taxonomy places the organism in Eukaryota, Metazoa, Nematoda, Chromadorea, Rhabditida, Rhabditidae.
AUGCUGAGCUCACGAUUUACUGCCCCGCUAAAGCAUCUCAAAGGCGUGCAGAAAAGAUUCAGUAGCACGGGAUUAAACUUUGAAUUGACGGAGGAACAAAAAGAGCUUCAGGCGACUGCAAAGAAGUUUGCUCAAGAAGAGAUUAUUCCCGUGGCCGCCAAAUAUGAUAAGUCAAUGGAAUACCCAUGGGAUGUGAUCAAAAAGGCGCACGCGCUCGGAUUUGUCAAUGCUACUGUUCCCCAAGAUAUUGGAGGACUUGGCUUGAGCGCUCUCUCCUCGUCUCUUGUCAUCGAAGCUCUCGCCUAUGGCUGCACUGGAAUCACUACAGCCGUUUUGACCAAUGAGCUCGCCGAAACACCGUUAAUCAUUGCGGCCAAUGACGACAUCAAGAAGCGAUUUUUGGGACGCAUGCUGGAAGAACCUCUUGUUGCAUCUUAUGCAGUCACCGAACCAAUCGCUGGAUCUGAUGUGGCUGGGAUUAAGACGAAAUGUGUCAAGAAAGGAGAUGAAUACAUUUUGAACGGAAGCAAGAUGUGGAUCACGAACUCUGGCCACGCAAACUGGUAUUUUGUGCUUGCUCGCUCAGACCCGGAUCCAAAAACUCCGGCGAGUAAAGCUUUCACGGCAUUUGCCGUUGAAGGAGAUACUCCUGGGAUUAUUCGAGGAAAGAAAGAAAUCAAUAUGGGUCAGCGAUGUUCGGACACCCGUGGCAUCACUUUUGAAGACGUUCACGUGCCAGCCAAGAAUGUAGUGGGAGAACCAGGAAAAGGAUUUUUGGUUGCAAUGAAAACCUUCGAUAAGACUCGACCAAUGGUAGCUGCAAUGGCAUGUGGAUUGGCAGCCAGAUGUCUCGACGAGGCAGCCAAAUAUUCAUUGGAACGAAAGGCUUUCGGGCAACACAUCGCAAACUUCCAGGCUGUUAGUUUUAUGCUCGCUGAUAUGGUCAUUCAUCUUGAACUUUCACGGCUAAUGACUCUGCGCAGUGCUUACGAAGUAGAUCAAGAUCGCCCUGGAGCUUAUUACGCGUCGAUUGCCAAAGCAUUUGCUGCCGAUACGCUCAACAAAACGGCAUCAGAUGCCGUUCAAAUCUUCGGUGGAGCCGGUUUCAACACCGAGUACCCAGUGGAGAAGCUUAUGAGGGACUCGAAAAUUUUCCAGAUUUAUGAAGGCACAUCGCAAGUCCAGCGCCUUGUGAUCAGCCGUCAACUUUUGGGACGUGUCAAGGAGAAUGGAAUUUAU